Penicillium manginii is the source of this 423-nucleotide messenger RNA. RefSeq lists its product as uncharacterized. The record is from RefSeq and is a predicted model, not a curated record. Bases 1 to 423 code for a protein of 140 amino acids. The transcript is spliced from 2 exons. Lineage: Eukaryota; Fungi; Ascomycota; Eurotiomycetes; Eurotiales; Aspergillaceae.
AUGGAAUCUUCCCUACCUGAACAGCUGUUUCUCGAUCUCCCCGUUACAGAAGUCAUCAAUAAAACGGCGAGAAUACGAAUGAUUGAACCAUGGGCAUCUCGCUACUGCACAGCGAUUUCUGAUAAGCGUUAUGGAGAUGCAAUCUACGCGCGAUACCAUAUAGAUGGACGAGCCAAGGACGGUAUAUACACAGAUCUACGCGACAAUGGCGAUGGACCAUAUGCAUUACACGAAACCAGUGUUUACGAAAUGAUUAUGGAAGACGCUCGAGGAUAUGCACAAGACUCCCCUGAAAUUUAUCGCGAUGCACUACUUUUCUACGGCAAAUCAAGUCCAAAUGACAAUCGACGAGAUAUCAUUGAAGGGCUAUUCAAGCUAGGAUCAGAGGAUUCUUGUGUUCCCCAUGGUGUAUAUCUGGUAUAA